AUGUCUGAUCUAAUAUCAUUAUUAGAUAAAGAACGAAAACGACCAUUAGUAUGUUUGGAUAGUUUAAAAAAUUUAAAAACAACUAUUAUUGAAAAUAUAACAUCAAAUGAAUGUAAAUUUUUAAAUGAUUAUUCGGAUGAAAUUGAAAAGAAAAAACGAAAAGAAUUGCAAAUAACCCCAAAUCGUAAUGUUUUUAUUGAACAUGAUUCGAAAACAUUUUCAUCUCAACGAAUUGUUACUUUAAAAGAACACGAUGAACAACAAAGUCUCGAACAAUCAAAUAUAGAUAAUAUUCUAAAUCCACUAAAACGUAUUGUUAUACCUCAAACUAUAUCAUAUGACAAAGAACAAAAUCAGGAAAGAAACGAUAAUCAAGUCAUUUCACAAUCCAAGAAACGUAUUGUUAUCAUCGAUAAUACAGAUUCAAAUGAAAAAGAAUCAACAAUUGUUUCACAAUCUCAAUUAGUUUCAUCAGUACCUUUAAUCGAUUCAUUAUCAUUUUCUUCAUUAUUAUCAUCUUCUUCUUCUACUCAUACAUCAAGUCAUAUAAUAAAUCAAGAAUAUUUAACACGAAUAUGUCAAAUACUUACUUCUUGCAAUACUUCUAAUAAUGAAUCGAAAUCUGUUUCUAAAUCGUCAGAUGUAUUCGGCGUUACUAAUAAUGAUAAUACCAAUAAUAAUAAAUCACAUUCUACAACAACAAAUAUUAAUAAAUCUUCUAUUAGUAAUCGAUAUCCUCAAUUUGAAUGUGUUCGUACUCCAACACAAGAAUCUCAUUCAUUUAUACCGCCUGAAUUACUUGAUUGUUGUGAAUCUAAUCAAAAACAACAAUCAAUAUUGAAUAAAAAUCAAUCAGAAUAUUGGGAUAAAUUUCAUACAUCAACACUAUUACGUGAAACAAUGAUUAAAAUAUCAAAACGGUUGAUAAAAACUGAAUCUAUACCAAUUGUUGAUACACAUUGUCAUUUUGAUUUAAUUUUUGAUCGUCUUUAUAUCAAACAUAAUAAUUUAAGUCAAUAUUUUGAUGAUUAUAGAGAUUUAUAUCCAUCUGGUCUUUCAUUUGAAUUAGCUAUUCAUGUAUUUUGGAGACCAAGACAUUUAAUUGAAGAUAAAUGGAUAAAAUGGUAUUCAAAAUAUUUAAAUGAUG
Adineta steineri is the source of this 1147-nucleotide messenger RNA. NCBI's taxonomy places the organism in Eukaryota, Metazoa, Rotifera, Eurotatoria, Adinetida, Adinetidae. The record is from the annotation of a GenBank genome assembly.